Anoplophora glabripennis (Asian longhorned beetle) is the source of this 681-nucleotide messenger RNA. RefSeq names its product circumsporozoite protein-like. The record is from RefSeq and is a predicted model, not a curated record. Lineage: Eukaryota; Metazoa; Arthropoda; Insecta; Coleoptera; Cerambycidae. The transcript has a single exon. The coding region runs from base 1 to 681 and encodes 226 amino acids.
AUGUUUAUAACAAAUUUGCCAAUAGAUGUUCAAACCAUAGUCAGAAUUAAAAAUCCAGAUACACUAGAAGAAGCUUUGAGUUAUGUUUUAGAAGAAGAAGAAUUUCAAAAUUUUGCCAAAUUACAUCAAACAACUAAUAGAAUAAGUCAACCAAAUUUUAAACCGACAAUGUCUCAAAAUAAUAAUCCACCACCACGUAGAAAUUUUAUUCCAAAUUUAAAUCAAAAUAUCACUCCACGAAACACAAACAAUUUUCCAACUACUUCACAGUUUCCAUCACAACCUAUUAAUAUCCAACCUAAACAAGUAAAUCAAAAAUUCCCCACUAACAAACAAACUUUUGGACCACCAAAUCGCACACAAAACGUUUGGAAACCAAAUGCAAAUUUAAAUCAAAAUUUUGGAAAACCGACUCCAAUGUCUGGAAUAUCCCAUAACAGUCAAUUUAAACCACAACCUAUGUCUGGCAUUAGUUAUAUGCACAACACGGAAGCUACUGAACAUAUACCAUCAUAUCACAAUGAAGAAUAUCAUAACCAACUGGAAUACGAUCAAGAAAGAUACGAAGACAUCACAUACAACAACAUGUACCAAGAAGAUCAACAACAAGAAGAAAUAUACGAGGAAGAUCAAAACAAUGAAAAUUUUCCCAGCGUCGAGCCGACACAAUCCCCGACGUAA